Molecule: messenger RNA, 2611 nt
Organism: Musa acuminata AAA Group (dessert banana)
Lineage: Eukaryota; Viridiplantae; Streptophyta; Magnoliopsida; Zingiberales; Musaceae
Product: RNA-binding KH domain-containing protein RCF3-like
Exons: 9
Coding region: 139-2226 (695 amino acids)
Biological process (GO): regulation of gene expression
Cellular component (GO): nucleus; cytoplasm
Molecular function (GO): mRNA binding
Source: RefSeq, a predicted model, not a curated record
GACUCCCGAGCUCGUCAUUGGAUUCUUGCACAGCGGCAGUAGACGAGAAACGAAGGAAGAACCCUAACAACCAAACCAUCUCGAUCGAAGGAAAACCCCUAAAGAUCAGAAGAAAUCACGAAGAAAUUAGACGAAGCAAUGGAGCGAUCGCGGUCCAAGAGGAGUUAUCACUACGACCCCGACGCCCACUCCCAAAGCCCUCCCCCUCGAUCCAAACCCCGCUAUGACGGCGGCGGCGGCGGCCAUCACCGACGCGGCAACCACCACCGGCGCAGCGGCGACCGGCGUGGCCCGCCCCCGCCCCCGCCUCCCCCUCCACCCCCGCCCCCGCCGGCGCUCCCCUCCUCCUCCGCACCCUCCCCCUCCCACAAGGCCCAGGACGGCUCCCCCCACCCCGGUGCUGUCACCACCUUCUUCCGCAUUCUCUGCCCCGACGCCAAAGUCGGCGGCGUCAUCGGCAAGUACGGCAGCAUCAUCAAGGCCUUCCGGCAGGACACCGGAGCGUGGAUCAACGUCCACCAGCUGGCCCCCGACGAUGACGAACGGAUCAUCGAGACGUCGGACGACCGGAGGCGGGAGCCCGACGGCCGCCCGCCCCAGUACUCGCCGGCGGAGGAGGCGUUGCUGCUGAUCCACGAGAGGAUUGUGGAUGCAGACUUCGAGUUCGGUGGUGGAAACGAGGAGGGAUACGGCGGUGGAGGGUGGGGAGGUGGGGUGAGGGAUCGAGGGAGGCUGACGACCAGGCUGGUGGUGCCGAGGUCCCAUGUGGGGUGCUUGUUGGGCAAGGGGGGGAAGAUUAUCGAGCAGAUGAGAAAUGAGACCAAAACCCACAUCCGGAUCUUGCCACGGGAUCAGUACACACCUCGAUGCGUCUCGGACACCGAGGAGAUAGUUCAGGUUGUUGGAGAGGGCAAUUGUGUGAAGAAAGCUGUAGCAAUUAUUUUAUCUCGUUUAAAGGAGAGCUUGCAUCGUGAUCGUGGUCCCUUCCGUGGACGAGUGUAUUCACCAGAGCGCUAUGAUGAGUUUGUAAACAACACACAACAUAUAUCAGCUGUUGAAGAAUCUUAUUUGGCUUCACGUUCUUCAUCUGGAUUAGAUAGAGCAAGAAAUAACUCAUAUGGUUCGCUCCCACCUGGAUACUCAUUUGAUUCAGAUGGAAAUCCCGUGAAUGACCACUCGCAGGCAUUUCCCUGUGAGGACCUUGUAUUUCGUAUUCUUUGCCCCCAUGACAAAGUCGAGAGAGUUAUUGGAGUAACUGAUGGAAUCAUUGAAAUGCUGCGAGCUGAUAUAGGCGUGGACGUGAGUGUUGCUGAUCCUAUACCAGGUUCAGAUGAAUGCAUCAUAACUAUUACUUCAGAAGAGGGGCCAGAUGAUGACCUUUUUCCAGCUCAGGAAGCUUUGUUGCAUAUCCAAACUCACAUAGUAGACCUUGGUCCUGAUAAGGAUAACAUCAUAACAACAAGGCUUCUUGUUCCAGCAAGUGAAGUUGCUUUGCUGGAGGGGAUGGAUGGGUCACUGUCGAAUAUACGAAGAUUGACCUGUGCCAAUAUACAGAUAUUGCCAAAAGAAGACCUUCCUCCUUGUGCAAUGGAGGCUGAUGAACUUGUACAGAUUGUAGGGGAGAUCAGAGCAGCGAGAAAUGCUCUUGUUCAGGUGACUGCAAAGCUACGUGAUUAUCUUUACCGUGAUAAUUCUGUACCAAGGGAUGCAUUGCCACCUUCAAUCUCUGCCCCAGUCCAUGCUGUUACCGGUACUGGACGGGAUUCUAAUUCUCCUGUCAAAGUAUCAACCAGUGAAGCCUAUCAAGGAGGUGAUCCUCAAGCAGAAGUCUAUCAAAGUAUUCAUGCUACAAUAGGUACCUGGCUGCCAAAGGACUCUGGAGGUUGUCCAAGUGGAUCAUCUGAACAGAAAGAGAGCAAUGCCAGUGAUGAAGUGAGGCCAAGUAGUGUGAGAAGAUUUAAUGUCCCUCUGGUCACCAAGAGUACGUUGGAAGUUAUCAUACCAGAGCAUGCAGUUCCAAGUCUAAUUAUGAGAUCAGGGAGCAAGCUUGCUCAGAUCAGUGAAAUAUCUGGAGCAGCUGUUACGCUCAUCGAAGAUAGACCAGAGCAGACUGGAAAGAUUGUUCAAAUAUCUGGAAGUCCGGAGCAGGCUGAGAAAGCCCAGAGUCUGCUUUUGGGAUUUAUAUUAAGCACUCAAGACGAUAUCCCUUCAAAUCAAUCGAAGUAAUGCUGAAAUUGUGGUGCCAGCUAAAUUUUGACCUUUCUCAUCUAUGAUUAGCCUUCUGGGCCAUUCACUUCAGAAAAAAUGUAAAGGGUGAUCUUGUUUUGCAUAUUCAGAGAAUGGUCAUGAAAGAAAGCUAUACACUCUCCAAAGACGAGAUUAAAUUCAAAGAAUGGUUGGUCUAAUGUGCAUUUUGAAGUUUUUUACUCUUUUGUUGUCUCACUUCCUAAAUUGACUUGGAAUCUUACUUAGGUAGGUGCUUAAUUCAAUGUAGGGUUACCCGAUUGUCCAUAUUGAGUUCCUUUCUGUUUUUGGUGUAUUCUGAAUUAGUGAUAGUUUGAAUUUUAUACUUUAACCAGCUCUGAUUAACGGAUUGUCAUACUUAUUGUGA